Messenger RNA from Phanerochaete carnosa HHB-10118-sp, 530 nucleotides. RefSeq lists its product as uncharacterized. The record is from RefSeq and is a predicted model, not a curated record. NCBI's taxonomy places the organism in Eukaryota, Fungi, Basidiomycota, Agaricomycetes, Polyporales, Phanerochaetaceae. The transcript has a single exon. Bases 5 to 268 code for a protein of 87 amino acids.
AGCUAUGCAGCCCCCGGUUCUCAUCAAUCGCUUCAUGAUCAACCUCCGGAUGGCGGGCUCUGAAGUGUCGAACUACACUAUGCACAGUGGUGAUCAGCAACAUCAGUCGACACUGCAGUUCGGAAGGACAACGGAUCGGUUGGGCAAUAUUGCGGGAGUGCUGCAGGAUGGUUGGAGCGAUGAGCUCUAUGACGAAGAGAUUGACACUGCGGCAGUGGACGACAGCGCAGAAGUGGACGAGGAAGAAAGUUAUGAGACGGGUGCCUAGGUAUGAGCUAGUGUUCGAAAUUGUACCAUACCGCGUGGGUCCCGGCCUGCGCUCGCAAAUAUGUCUGGAUAGAACGGCCUAUUCGCAAUUUAUAAACGCAAGAAAUAUCAUACUCUACUCGAGAAUUUCACUCGCAAACCGGCCGUUCAUAAUCUCUCCGCCGCCGCCGCCGCCACAUGGCCUAACUUCAGGCCUUGAACGGCGAGCUCUUUUUCGCCCCCUGCUUGAGCCGUGCGGAUAAAGCUGUUCAAAGAGAGGUGUG